Molecule: messenger RNA, 520 nt
Organism: Funneliformis caledonium
Lineage: Eukaryota; Fungi; Glomeromycota; Glomeromycetes; Glomerales; Glomeraceae
Source: the annotation of a GenBank genome assembly
AUGCAACCACCAGCACCAAGACUUAAGCCAACGAUUGUAGAAACUACCUCAAAAGAAAAAGAAACAAUUAUAAUAAAUUUCUCAACCGAAGGCGACGAAUGGCUCGGUAAAACCCAGAAUUACCUGCCAAUUAUACCUUAUCAUGCUCCCAUAUCAUCGAAAGAGGAAUUGGGAAAUGAAGACCUAAAUAAUCCAACUGUUAAUAUUAGUAGCGAUAAGUCAAAUGUUUGGAAUGAUGCAACUUGUGAUGUCAUUUUAGAGUUUAUUUCGGUAAAAUCAACUAUUUCUUCUGGAGUCGAUGUUACUUCAUAUAUUGUAGUUGAAAAGUUACAGAAAUUACUCAUUAGAAUCGACUUCCAAAAGGAUUCUUCUAGACCAUGCAUUGCCUGUUGGGUUGUUAGACCUCUUGAUAAUCCAAUUCUAGAAUGUCUUGAAACUAUGCUUGAGGAUCAGUAUGAAGUUAUAAACCAAAUACUGAUAUUUGAAGAUAAUGAAGAUAGUAAUGAUGAUCAGAAUUCAA